Cygnus atratus (black swan) is the source of this 1071-nucleotide messenger RNA. RefSeq names its product Lck interacting transmembrane adaptor 1 (gene LIME1). Gene Ontology annotation, biological process: T cell receptor signaling pathway; B cell receptor signaling pathway. The record is from RefSeq and is a predicted model, not a curated record. The coding region runs from base 1 to 1071 and encodes 356 amino acids. The transcript is spliced from 5 exons. NCBI's taxonomy places the organism in Eukaryota, Metazoa, Chordata, Aves, Anseriformes, Anatidae.
AUGGCUGCAGCCCGCGGCGAGGGGCUGCCGGGCCCCCCGCUCCUGCCGGCCCUGCUCGCUGCCCUGGCCCUGCUCGGCCUCCUGGUCUACGUGGGCGCCCUGUGCGCUGCCUGCCGCCGCCAGGGCAGGAGGAAGAAGGUCCCUCCGGACGGGGUGAAGCUGGUGGACGAGUCCCUGCUCAGACAGACGCAGCUGCGCUCGCUCAGCAAGUCGGACACGAAGCUGCACGAGCUGUACCGGCUGAAGGCCAGGGAUGACAACCAGCGACCGGCCAGCCUCGAUUUCCCCCUGGCCUCGGCCCCCCCGGGCCCCGACUCCCUGCACAGCUCCGGCGUCAGCGUCCUCCUGCACCGCGAACUGCCCCAAAUCCCCGUCCCCGAACCCCCGGCCCCCGACCAGACCUACUCCAACCUGCUCUUCGCCCCGCCGCGACGCCCGGCACAGGACACGGUCUACGAGUGCCUGGCGGUGGGGGGGGAGGAUGCCCCCGCACCCCCUGCUCCCACGGGGACCCGGGUGUCCCCACCGCAGGCCAGGCGUGGGGCUGGUGACUACGCCUGCGUCCGCAAGGUGAAGAAGACGGCACCCGGCGAGGAGCAGGAGGGGGCCGUGGCGGGGCCUCCCGCAGCCCCGCGGUGCUGGGAGGGCGCGGGCAAUGCCCCCCCCCAGCUGAAGGUGGAAGACAUGUACUCGACGGUGUGCAAAGCCACCAAGAAGAAGAGCCAGGGCCCCGCUGCGUCCCCAAGGGCUGCAGGGCAGGGGGGGGCCGGGCAGUUGCCCCCAGCCCAAGAGGAGCCCCCCCCGGCUGGCUGCUGGUCCACGGCCCCCCCCGAGCCCUGCUACGAGUCAAUCAACGAGAGGGCCUGGACUGCGUGCGCCCGCGGCCCCGACCCGGACUACGAGGCCGUGGACAUGACCUGGAAGAAGCCGGCAAAGCGGGACAAGGCCGGGAAGCCCAGUCCCCACGAGAACCUCUACGAAAGCGUCGGCGAAAUUUGGGCAGGGGAAUCCCGGCGAGCCUCCGGCAGGCCGGCUGCCAACGGGCUGGAGGUGUACAUCACCAACCUAUAG